AUGGAGACGUCUGAAACCUAUCUCUUUCGAUACAUUUCGUUACAAAUUAGGGCUCUUAAAUUGACGGGGUUGUAUUUUUUUAUAUCUCAUGAUCUGAAGUCUUAUACGUUUUGGAUUAUUGUACUUAGUCGGCUUGUAUAUGGCGUUUUCAUAUUCGUUUUACCAAUAAUGGGACAAUUCUUGUACUUCGUCAGAUUGAUCAUGUCUGGAACUGCUGAGGUUCAAGAGGCAGCGGGAGUAAUUAAUUUAGUACUGAUAGAACUGCUGAUAUUCUUAAUAUAUCUGGAUUCAACCUAUCGCCGCAAUUUGCUAUUGGAAUUGAAAAAGCAAAUGCGAAGAAAAGAAUUCCUGCACUUCUCGCUGCCUCAAAAGACUUUAGUAGACCGAAGCAUCAAGUUGUCCAAAAAGUUUUUCUUUGCGUUCGUCAUUAGUGCAACUGUUGAUACUACAGUUCAUAUGAUCGUGGUGCCGGGACUAAAAAAGUUUGCAGUAUUGCCUGUAAAAAUGGAUUUCAUAUUUUUCGAUCCCAACGGGCAGUACUUCAAUUUCCUCUGCGUCUAUCAGAUUCUCUACAAACCUGUGAUACUUGCUGUUUUCUCAUCAUUACAAAGUAUGCGUUGGUCAUUUAUGUUGUGCACAAUCAGCCAAUUGGACGUUUUAAUUUAUAACUUCGAGAACAUGAAAGAGCUCGUUAAGGCGGGGAAAUGCGAGAUAAAUGAAGCCUUUAAGGAUGGAUUUAAAAAGAGCAUCGUCCAUCAUUGUGCUAUUAUAAAGUUUGUUGAUACGAUUGGGAGAACUUUCGGAGCACAGUUCUUACUUGCCUUUUUGAUAAGUUCAAUAGUUAUUUGUACGACUGCAGUGCAAUUUUUCUCGAUACGGAACCCACUUAACAAUAUAGUGGAACUGGUAUGGGUAUUCGGAUUUUUGUUUAUUUUGACAAUAAUGCUGUAUGUUGACUGCUAUUUCGGAAGCAUCAUAACUGAAAAGGGUUCUUACAUGUCAACGAUAGUUUAUUGUUUCCCCUGGAUCGACUUGCCCCAACAGAUGAAGAAAAACUUUAUUAUAUUUUUAAUAGGGAACCAACAAGAUCUUGUUUUAAAAACUUCUAAGCUUUUGCCAGUGUCUAUGGCAACAUUUAGAAAGGUAAUGAAUUGGACUUAUAAGGGAUUCGCUGUUUUAAACCAAAUGAAAAAAUGA
Messenger RNA from Maniola jurtina (meadow brown), 1197 nucleotides. RefSeq names its product odorant receptor 23a-like. Bases 1 to 1197 code for a protein of 398 amino acids. The record is from RefSeq and is a predicted model, not a curated record. The transcript has 9 exons. Gene Ontology annotation, cellular component: plasma membrane. Gene Ontology annotation, biological process: detection of chemical stimulus involved in sensory perception of smell; sensory perception of smell. Lineage: Eukaryota; Metazoa; Arthropoda; Insecta; Lepidoptera; Nymphalidae. Gene Ontology annotation, molecular function: olfactory receptor activity; odorant binding.